AUGAAGCGCUCAUUCAUUUUGUGUGCAGUUAUCGCGAGUGCCACUGGAGGAGUGCUGGAUGUCCUGCCCAACUUGCUCACGUCUCUGCUGAAUGCCGACCACAAAAAACUCCGUCAUCAACACCUGUUGCCGGCGGUCGAGGAGGCCGCCGCUGCCGUCGAGUCCCUGGUUCUUGACCGUCCCACAACCCUCGACCGUCCCACAGGCCUGGACCGUCCCUUGGUCGUGGAGGACCAGAUCCGGCCGUUGCACCGAUUGCCCGGCAUCCUCUCGGACACCCUCAGCUCGCUGAUCGGGCUCCGGCCAGGCGCCGGUGGAGAAUUCGACUUCGGCCUGUCCCUCGGUGCCGGCCUCGGCGGUAGCGCCGGCGCAGUCGCUGUCGGCGGCGCCAACGGAGCCGUAGCUUUGAACUUACCCAGCGCCGGCGUGGUUCCCGGUGUCAGCGUGACUCCCAACGCCGGCGUUUCUGAAACUGUUCCCCCCGCUGAAGCCGUGGCUCCGGCCAACAUGGUGAGCAGUCCGGUCACCGUCGACGGUCCAGUCCGCGGUCGCCGUGUGGGUGACGCCCGAAUGGGUGGUGACCGCCGCGGGGAGGGCCGAAUGAGUGACGGCCGGGUGGAGAUACCGGAGAUGAACUUUGAGUUGCCAAGUGUGGCCGGUGGGCCGGGCGUGCGUGUGAAUAUGCCGGGCAUCACGGUCUCACCGGGUGCGGAUCGCGACCCUUCUGAUCGGUCUUUGGAUCGACCUUCAGGUCGACCUUCAGGUCGGGCGAACAUAGUGGUUGUGCGGCGGACGAACGAGGACAUUUUCGACGACGAUGGUGGAAUCGACUUUGGCGGAGGUGACCUACCGGAGGUGGUGUUGCCCGAAAUCGUCUUGCCCGACCUGCCGGAGGCCGCGUUGCCAGAGGCGGAGUUAUUGCAAGGCGGUGUCCCGCGCAACUACCAUCGUACGCAGCAAACGAAUCGCGACCACGCCUCAAGACUCCAGGACGCUGCGCCCGAGGCCGUCUUCAUGAGCCCUGCCGACUGGUUCAGGGUGCCCGCCUUCCCCUCCAUGGCCUUCCGCUUCCCCAGUCAACUAUUCCCAACGGACAUGUUCAAAAUCCCGCCCUUCCCUGAGUUCCCGGAAAAUGCAACUGUGACCUCGACACUCGUUGAAGAGUCCUACGACCCACAAGGCAACCUCAACGUCGUAACCAAACAAGUGGAACCCAAACGCGUUGCCACCUCCCAGAGCACCCGAGCGCCCACGAGCUCCUCGACCAGCGCCCAAAGGGCCUCAACCAGCGCCCAAAGCACUUCUGCCCAAAGCACUUCUGCCCAAAGCACUUCUGCCCAAAGCACUUCUCCCAACAGCACUCGCACCAAUGUGGCUCAGAACACCAGUGUAGCCACGAGCACGCCGAGGCCGAGUACUGCGACAGUCCAAAGAGCAGCGUCUAGACCGCUGCGGGGCACGCUGCCACCGAUGGAGAGAAUGACCUCCGCCGCGUCCACGAGCACGUACGUGACGGAAACCGCAAUGUCGGAGACCGCCAUGACCUUUACGGAGACCGCCACGACUUACACAGACACCGCCGAGACAAACUCCUCCAGUCUGGCUGCUGCCGACCUGUUGGAUACCCGCGGCCCGACCACCCGGCCUUUCUCCACGGUCACCACCGACGUCACCGUCUUUCCACUGCCGCCCGUGCCCGAACCUCCCCGCCAGCCGUACCUAGAUCAAAUGGCCAACCUGCCGCCGCCGCCACCCCCGCCACGGCCGCCCUACUUCUACUCUGCCUUCAUGCCCUCCUGGGAGAUGCCCCAGUUCCACCUCGACCGGCCCGCCUACUACGGUUAUUCUCCACCCGGACCCGCCCCCGGGAUCUCAUCCCCCGCUUUCCCCACCGCCUGGCCCAUCGCCAGUCCCACCGCCUGGCCCAUCGCUAGCCCCUCGGCCGCACCCGUCGCCGUGCCUACUCCAGGCCCCGUGCCCACGCUCGGCCCCGUGCCCACCCCCGGCCCCGUGCAGCACUACUGGUCGAUGCCUACUCAGCCACCCCACCCAUGGUCGAUGCCUACUCAACCACCCCAGUGGUCCACCUCUACGCAGCUGUCCAGUCCAACUGCUUCCGCCGGCCACACCACCGCUAGCGAGUCUACCGCUUCCAGCGGUUACACAACUGCCGCUAGCGAGUCAACCGGUGCUGCAAGCCAGGCCCACUUGAGCCAACAAGAAUUCUUGCCGUAUGUGCAAUCGCCCUUCCUGGAGCCUUCCCUCCCGGCCGAACCCAUCGACUCGAUCCCCAUCGACUUCCCAUGGGCGCUGCCCGAAGCGCCGACCGGGCGUCCUUUCCCGACGGGUCGCCCCCGUACGCUGCCUGCCGACCGCGCGGCGGCUGUGAGUCGCUCUCGUGCACGUGGGCACGAAUCCGCAGUUGGUGCGCCGCAGUUGGGAGCUCCGCAGUUGGGACUGCCGCAGCUGGGGGUGCCACAGGUGGGAGCAUCGCAGUACGGACCGCCACCCUUCGUCUAUCAGGCGCCUGCGCCCGCUCCGCCUACGGUGAUUGUGUUGCCGCAGCCGGCGACCAGCUUCACCCCGCCGCCGCCUCCCCCGCCUCCGCCGCCGCCUACCCCCCUUUCGUCGAUGAUUCCGACCGGAGUGGUUCCGGGAGUGGUGCCAGGAGUGGUUCCGGGAGUGGUUUCGGGAGUGGGAGCGGUGCCGGGUGUGGUACCAAGUGUAGGCGCUGAGUGGGACUUCUCCAAAUUGUUUCCGGGCGGUAACUCUGCUCUGCAGGAGUCUUUGACGAAGACAUUGCGUCAGUGGUUCUUGGAGAACAUGCGAGCGAAGCAGGCCACGGACGCGGAGGGUGUGGACUGGCAGAUCGAGAAGCCGUUCGUGUCGCGAGCGGAGGACGAGACGAUGGUGGACACCACAAUGUUGCACCCCUCGGCGUCGUUCAGUCUGCGACAACCGCACGAAGACCCGUCUGUGUAUCUGAGAGAGAGCAAGUUGAAGAACCCCCAAGUCCGCGACUUGGCGAUCGAGGACGAGAUCCGGGCCCUGAUUCUGGCGAACCCGCAAGUGCUGGAGACACUGGGACUGAACCUACCACAACGUGACGGCCGUCGGGUCAACAUCACCAAGUCCGUGCACGAUCGCCCGACUGCGCUCCGUUUAGAUCUGCCAAACGUACUGCCCAACGGCCCGCUGUACGAGACUAUUAUGGACCACCCGCUAAGCCAUGCCCUGAGCCUUAAGGACGUCGAGGGCGACUUCCUCAACUACCUCCGCACCCAACGACCUUACGUGCGCGAAGAACUCACGCCCGACCGCAAGUACAGCUACACCGAAGCACCUGCUGCCGUCCACGUCGACCACCCCGGCCACUCCGAAACGUACAUGCAGAGACCCUUCGUGGAACAGGUCUUGGACGAAGCAAACGGCGCCAGCAAGGUUUGGGUCGAAAACCCGAUCGCACUCGACCGCAAUUCCACCACCUUUAAGCAUCAACCGCAACCUCUGAACCUUGACAUAGAACUCUUCAAGUGGGGUCCCAGUAGCACCCAGGAACAACUCAAGGCGCUGUACCGCAGCAACAACAAGGCCGAGCCUCUGACCUACGUCGCCGAAGCCGGCCUGACUGACCUCGACGUCUCGGCGCUCUGGGAACUCCAAGACGAUCUUGACGUUGAGGAAGAGGAGUAUGACGCCUCUGACGACGCCGGCGCCGCCCUCGACGAAGACGAUGAGGUGCUUGACUACGGCUUCAUGUCAUUCAACGGCUACGUGGAGUUCGACGACGAGGCCUACGUGGACGGCGACCUUCUGGAAGGCGGCGAAGCCUGGGAAGAGCCUGACGGUGGUUGGGCCGAGGAGGGAGCCGAGUUCCAGUUUGCUGACGACCCGGUCGGCGACGCGCUCGACGCCACCCCAGGCGAGUUCGGGGCGGAGCGCGGAUUCGAACGCGGAUUUGAGGAUGUGGAGGAUGCCCUGCCCGACUUCGACCUCGAGGAUAUUUAUGCGGCCAACCUGGCGGCCUCUGCUGAACUGGCUCCUGAACGGGACAUGCAGGCGGCAGUUGUGGAGCGGGAAUACAUCGAACAUCGCGUGCUCGACACGGGCGAGACGCCAGCGAAGGUGUGCAAGGGCUUGGGCGAAUUCCCGAUCUUCUAUAUCAACUUACAGAAGCAGAGCAACCGAAGGCGGUACAUGGAGGAGACCUUUGGUCCGUCGGCGGUGCGGGUCGGUGGUACGAAUGGCACGAAUCUGUUUGCUGUCUUGGACAAGUACCGCAUAGGCGAGCCUGAGGCGUUCGUGAACGACCCGUGGGGGUACUUACGGCGCGAGCAUCAGACGACUCCAGGCGAGCUGGGGGCCCUAAUCGGGCACCUGGACGCAAUCAAGAAGGCUUAUCAAGGGCACCACGACACAGUGUUGAUUAUGGAGGACGACAUGGGGGUGCAGCUUUGUCCCUACUGGCCGGCCUCGUUGGCGGUAGUCAAGUCGCAGGCCGACAUCUACUACCCCGGCUGGCAUAGCAUCCAGCUGCAGUGGACGCCUGUGGGCCAGCAGGCCGACAUCAUCAAGAGCAAGUGGCACCGCUCUGUGAAGGAGCACCUGCUUGAGGGCCGCCAGCGCCACCUGGACAUCGGCUACGGCGACUGGGACGAACAGUGCAUGCCUCUCGUCGGCCACGUCUCCACCCUGCACGGAAACGGCGCCACCCUCUGGAGCAGACGCGGACUCAAACACGUCCUCCAGAAAUACCAAGAGACCAUUGUUUCCCGCACACGUGCUGGUGAAGCUAUUCGCAAAUGGAAAGCAGACCCUACCCUCCCCGCCACACCGGACCACAUUCUCCGCCAGAAUGAAGGAGCCCUCACCCUCUUUGCUGCCCCACCUAUGUUUGCACAACGCUUCGCUGAAGACACCUCCGCCAUUAAGAACGACCUCGAGUGGCGAAAGACCAACCUCUUCGGUAGCAUCUUCGCACUCCAGUGGUACAUGGAACUUCAGGAACUUUACAGACCUGGCUCGCGCGACCUUUUGCCCCUCAAACACUUCGAAUUCGCCAUCAAUAUCUGA
Messenger RNA from Gregarina niphandrodes, 5073 nucleotides. RefSeq names its product putative transmembrane protein. The transcript has a single exon. The record is from RefSeq and is a predicted model, not a curated record. NCBI's taxonomy places the organism in Eukaryota, Apicomplexa, Conoidasida, Eugregarinorida, Gregarinidae. The coding region runs from base 1 to 5073 and encodes 1690 amino acids.